Molecule: messenger RNA, 1872 nt
Organism: Eutrema salsugineum
Lineage: Eukaryota; Viridiplantae; Streptophyta; Magnoliopsida; Brassicales; Brassicaceae
Exons: 2
Coding region: 1-1872 (623 amino acids)
Source: RefSeq, a predicted model, not a curated record
AUGGCAGACCAAUCCAACGUUCACGAAGAAGAAAACCCUCUCAGGGGAAAUAACAUCAACGCCCAAACAGAGCAAACGGGAGGAACUCCUGGAGAAAACACCGGAACUGCCGCCGAGCAAACUCCCGCAGCCGUAACCGACCUGUUACUCCAAAUGUUCACUGCUCAGUUCGAAGCCAUCAACAAAAGGAGCGAGGAACGUUUCAGUCAGAUGGCGGCACAGAUCGCCGAACUCAGUCAGACACGAACUCCUCUCCGAGUUCGGAACAUCAUUGACGAUCUCAAUGCCGACGGAGAUCCAACCAGAACUAUGAGGUCUGCCGCGGUCGGGUCAGCAUACCCACCAGCCCCGGAUUCAAGCCGAGACGCCGAGUUUGAAGCGAUGAAAGCACAGCUUCGCGAUAUCACCUCAAAAAUACAUCAAGCCACAAGCGCGGCCCCGGAGAUCGAGCGCGUCAUUCAGGAAACACAGAAGACUCCUUUCACAUCGCGCAUCGCAGGGACGCCGGUCAAGCACAUGGAGAAACUGAAGAUGAAAAUCUACGAGGGCAACUCUGACCCUCGACACUUCCUGACAUCGUUCGGCAUCUGCAUGAACCGAUACCAGUUUAAGUCUGCCGAAGAAAGAGACGCGGUUCAGUGCCAACUAUUUGUGGAAAGUCUGGGAGGAGUAGCUCUCGACUGGUUCUCACGGCUCGAAGCCAAUUCAAUCGACAGCUACAAAGAGUUAACGACAGCCUUCGUCAAGCACUUCUCCAUGUUCAUUGGACAGAAUACCAAGAACUCCGAGCUCUGGCAAGUAGCUCAAGGACCAAGCGAGAGCCUUCGCGACUUCAUCCAGCGCUUCAAGGCAAUCGUCGCCAACUGCACGAUUAGCGACGAAGCCGCUCUCUUAUGCCUUCAGAAAGGAGCUCGGAUAAAGACCAGUUUUCGAAGCGCGAUUACGCAUAACCCACCGCAGACGUUAGAAGAUGCGUUACACCGAGCUAAUACUUACAUUGCUGAAGAAGAAGAAGAAGCUGCGUACGAGCAAAGUCACUCAACAAAACAACCCGAACGUCUGAAACCCGCGACUAACGAGCCGCAGUCGGGAUACGGUCGAGGAUAUGAGAACCGCAAGAAACUCUAUGCUAACGCAAUCCAACAACCAAGCAAGCAGUGGAAUAAUAAAUGGGUCCGCGGUGAAGAAGACCAAGACGAGUCGUUAUUCUGCGAAUUCCAUAACCGUAGGGGCCAUAGCACCAAAGAAUGCAGGAAUUUGCGAGAAUAUCUACUCGGCCUGUAUCGCAAGGAGCCGAUCUCGGUCGACGAACUCCGACGCUCAAAUACGCCUAAGAGCGGUGGGCAACUCUCGAUGCCUCGACCGAACAACGAACAUCUCGCCAAAGAUCCACCAACUCCACCGGCUUUACCGACACUACCACCACCGCCACCGAAUCCGCCUGCUUUGCCCGAGCAACAGAAACGGAAUCGCGAUGACCGAGCUCCGGAGAAUCAUGCUCCUAAGGCGCGAGAACGUGUCAACAUGAUAAUGGGGGCCAUCGAAGCUUGCAGUUAUUCCCCGCAUAAUGACGCUCUCGUUGUCGAUCUACUCCUCGACGAUGUCGAAGUUAGCCGCAUUCUGAUCGAUACUGGCAGUUCGGUCAACGUUAUCUUCAAGGAAGCACUUGACCAGCUCGAGUUGGCGUCAGAUAGGAUUGAUCCGUUCAUCGAGCCACUUACCGGAUUUAAUGGAGAACGUUGUAUGACGAUCGGCACUGUCAAAAUCCCAAUCUACGUCGGCGGAAUCGCAAAGAUGAUCCAGUUCCUUAUCCUCGACAAACCGGCAACGGACAAGCCGAAGCCACGAACAAGACCAUCAUUGACGGACUGA